CAGAGAGAGAGACAGAGAGAGGUUAUAAAUGUAGACAGCAGGACAGUAGGCAGGUACUAGAAGAGUGCACUCCGAAUUGUGCACUAUACUUAAAAAAACUAGGAGGAGGAGAAAAGGGAAGUGCAGAACAUUCAACAGAAGUAUUAUUUCUAUAUAGAAACAGCUUCUCUGAGCCAUAACUUCAUUGCCUUGCUAGUAACUAUCAUCACCUGAAUGGCUCAAACCAAGGUCACUCCGAGGGCAGUAACAAUAUCAGCAAGAGCAGCAGCAAUAGCAAUAGCAUGGGCACUCUUCAUUAACCUCCUUAUGACAAGUGAAGUUGCCAGUGCAGAGAGGCCUCUCAAAGAUGAGAAGCCAACAAAAUUUAUUGAGCAAGACAUACAUGAAGCAUUUUUUGUGAAAGUGGUCAAUUUUCUAUGGCAGGCGGGAGGAUCUUCUUAUCAGCCUGUUUGGCCAGAGAUGAAGUUUGGUUGGAAAAUUGUAGUUGGCUCAAUAGUUGGAUUCUUUGGUGCAGCAUUGGGUAGUGUGGGAGGUGUUGGAGGUGGAGGUAUUUUUGUACCAAUGCUUGCCUUGAUAAUUGGUUUUGAUCCCAAGUCUUCCACUGCCAUUUCCAAGUGUAUGAUAAUGGGUGCUGCAGGUUCAACAGUAUACUUCAAUUUGAGACUUAGGCACCCAACACUGGACAUGCCCCUUAUAGAUUAUGAUCUGGCUUUGCUCUUUCAGCCAAUGCUCAUGCUAGGCAUCAGCAUAGGAGUUGCCUUCAACGUCAUGUUCGCCGACUGGAUGGUCACAGUUCUACUUAUCAUUCUCUUCUUAGGUACAGCAGCAAAAGCUUUAAUGAAAGGCAUAGAAACAUGGAAGAAAGAGACAAUGAUGAAGAAGGAAGCAGAAAAGCAGUUGGAAUCGGAGUCCAAACCUGGCGAUGGUUCUGGAGAAGACUACAAACCACUACCUGGUGGUCCUGCUUCAUUGCAAGAUGAGCAGGUGCCUAUAUCACACAACGUUUACUGGAAGGAGUUAUUGAUGCUUGUGUAUGUCUGGGUGGCUUUUCUUAUUGUUCAGAUUGUUAAGACAUAUACUGAAACUUGCUCCACCAUGUUCUGGGUCCUGAACUCCUUGCAGGUACCAAUUGCAGUCUCCGUUACGCUCUUUGAAGCCAUAUGCUUAUGCAAAGGCACCAGGGUGAUUGCAUCCAAAGGAAAGGAAAUCACAAACUGGAAAUUGCAUCAGAUUUUUCUUUACUGCAGCUGUGGGAUAGUAGCUGGUAUGGUGGGUGGCCUACUUGGGCUGGGAGGCGGUUUCAUCUUGGGACCCCUUUUUCUUGAAUUGGGAAUUCCUCCUCAGGUAGCAAGUGCUACAUCCACAUUUGCAAUGUUAUUCUCAUCCUCCAUGUCAGUUGUACAGUAUUACCUUCUCAACCGUUUCCCAGUCCCGUAUGCUGCUUAUUUUGUUUUAGUUGCAACAAUUGCUGCAUUUACUGGUCAGCAUGUAGUGAGAAAGAUAAUUGCAGUUGUUGGGAGGGCAUCCAUUGUCAUCUUCAUACUAGCUUUGACCAUCUUUGUGAGCGCAAUCAGCUUAGGUGGGGUGGGGAUAGCAAAUAUGGUUGAGAAGAUGGAGAAUCAAGAGUACAUGGGAUUUGAAAAUUUCUGUCACCAGUCUUAAGCAUGUUGUGUAAUAUCCUAUUUGUUUGCUGUGGAAUUUGUCAACCCACAAUAACUAUUAUCCACACCACAGUCUACUUUAAAUAUUGUUGUAUAUUUUUCCAGUAAUUUUCUGGCAAAGAUGACUUGAUAUUUAUGUACUGGAUGUUCAAAUCAUUGUUCCAUCAGUUU
Molecule: messenger RNA, 1832 nt
Organism: Prunus mume (Japanese apricot)
Lineage: Eukaryota; Viridiplantae; Streptophyta; Magnoliopsida; Rosales; Rosaceae
Product: sulfite exporter TauE/SafE family protein 3-like
Biological process (GO): protein ubiquitination
Cellular component (GO): Cul4A-RING E3 ubiquitin ligase complex; membrane
Source: RefSeq, a predicted model, not a curated record